Molecule: messenger RNA, 3681 nt
Organism: Durotheca rogersii
Lineage: Eukaryota; Fungi; Ascomycota; Sordariomycetes; Xylariales; Xylariaceae
Product: condensin component
Exons: 5
Coding region: 1-3681 (1226 amino acids)
Biological process (GO): mitotic chromosome condensation; mitotic cell cycle; meiotic chromosome condensation
Cellular component (GO): nucleus; condensed chromosome, centromeric region
Molecular function (GO): histone binding
Source: RefSeq, a predicted model, not a curated record
AUGGAGCACAUCAACUUCGACAUCAACGAGGCGCUCAUGCAUUACAUGAGCGACCCUGCCGCUAUACCCACCCCCGAGGCCGACAGCGCAUUGGUCGAUUGCGAGAGCGAUCCCGAGUCUCUGUCCAACACCUCCUUGCUCAACCCGGUCCUGAACCCCAUUGUCGAUGCCGUCGCAGAAAACCCCGACGCCAUCAUGCGCAGCGCCUACUUUGACUCGCUGCAGUUCCUUCUCAAAUAUACCCAGUUCCUGCCCACGCACGCCCUCAGCAAGAUCUUCGACCUGAUCAUGAGCGGCCUGGCCGCCGAGGCCGACGCCAUCAACCAUGACCUCGAGAACCCCGACGAGCAGGAGAUGAUCGCCCAUCAUAAGUCGCUCCUCGAGAUCUACGGCUUCCUGCUGCAGUGGACCAUCGCCUGCGUCGAGACGAAAGCUGCCGAGAAGUCCUCCGCCGCCCCCGUGUCGCGCGCCAGAGGUAAGGGCGCCAAGUCCAAGGCGGCCUCGGCGAGCCGAGACAAGGAUGGCAACUGGGACAGCGCCGCGCAGCUGCAGUCAGCAUUGGAUGUCAUGUCCAAAGUCCUCAAGCUGAAACUAGGCAAGAUCUUCUUAACGACGAGCGAACGCGAUACCUUCAUCGGCCUCCUCACCAGACCCGUAUACAUGGUCCUAGAGAGCGAGCAGAGAGUUAAGAACACGGCCAUCAAGAUGCACGCCUUCAAGGUCCUCUGCAUCGCCGUGAAGCACCACGGCCACGGCUACGCUGCGCAGAUUUCCAUCGUCCAAAACCUGACCUACUUCGAACAUCUAUCCGAGCCCAUGGCUGAAUUCCUACACAUCCUGGCCGAGCAAUACGACUAUCCCCAGCUAGCGGACGAAAUCCUGAGGGAGAUAAGCAAUAAAGAAUUCAACACUAACGACACCAAGGGUCCGAAGUCGGUCUCCUCCUUCAUCAUCAAGCUAUCUGAACUCGUCCCCCGUCUUGUGAUCAAGCAAAUGACUAUGCUAGCUAAGCAGUUGGAUAGCGAGUCGUACACUCUGAGGUGCUCCUUGAUAGAAGUCUGCGGUAACAUGAUCGCCCACCUCACCACCCAGGAAGAGCGCAGCGAGAACCACAAAUCACAGCUGAAUGCCUUCUUCGACGUCCUGGAGGAACGCUUCCUCGACAUUAACCCCUACUGCCGGUGCAGAGCCAUGCAGGUCUACACGAAGCUGUGCGAGCUCGAGCAGAAGUUUCCCAAGCGUCGACAGAAAGCCGCCGAGCUGGCCUGCAGAAGUCUCGAGGACAAGAGUAGCCACGUUAGGAGGAACGCGAUAAAGCUCCUGGGGACUCUCAUCAAGACUCACCCAUUCACCGUGCUGCACGGAGCGCAGCUUUCCCGCAAGGACUGGCAGGAGCGCCUCGACAAGGUCGACGCCGAAUUGGACGCCCUGAAGCCCCCAGCAGGAGAGCCCGGCUUGGGGGAGGACAAGGGCAACAGCACCGCGCUGGUAGACGAGCCCACCCAGAUCGAAUCCCCCCAGAAGCCGCGGGAGAUGAGCGACGAGGAGAAAGCGGCGGCGGUCCAGAAGGCCCAGGAGGACGCAGCUACGUCAGAAGCUAUAGAGAAGCUAACCCUGACAAAGAGGUAUUACACCGACGCCCUCAAGUUCAUCGAGGUGCUGCACGAGGCUACGUCUACUGUCUGCCAGCUUCUAGGGUCCAAGAACAAGUCCGAGGUGAUCGAGGCGAUGGACUACCUCGAGAUCGGCAACGCCUACAACAUCGAGGACAACAUGGUUGGGAUCCGGCGGAUGAUGCGGCUCAUCUGGACGAAGGGCAACAGCGACGAGGGCAAGGGCGUCCAGUCGCAUCUCAUCGACUGCUACAAGCGACUGUUCUUCGAGGCGCCGGAUAGUUUUAGUCCGAACGAUGCCGCUAUCUACAUCGCGAGAAACAUGAUCAGUCUCACGUCGGGUACGACGCCGGCGGAGCUGACGAGUCUGGAGCAACUGCUCGCGACCAUGAUGAAGGGCGGCAUGAUCUCCGACCGGGUCAUCACGAAAUUGUGGGAGGUGUACGGCUUUCACAAGAGGGAGAUCUCCCGGUCCCAACGGAGGGGUGCCAUCAUCGUGCUGGGCAUGCUCGCUACCUCCUCCCCGGAGAUCGUCGUCGGCGAGAUGGAGACGAUGCUACGAACUGGGCUUGGUGCGCACGGUAGAGCCGACCUCCAACUAGCCAAGUAUACGUGCAUCGCCCUGCGACGAUUGAACCCGACCGGCCGUCAGGGUAAGGACUCCACGGUCACGUUCAGCCGCCUGCCCAACGAGCACGCCGUGCUGGCGAAGCUAGCCGCGAUCACCGAAGUCCCAAGCGACAGCAAGGAAUGGUUCGGGGUGGCCGAGCAGGCCAUCAACGCCAUCUACGUCCUCGCGAAGCACCCCGACGCCCUAUGCUCCGAGAUCAUCCGGCGCAGGACCAAGACCGUGUUUGCCGCCAGGCACAAAUCCCCUUCCUUGUCGCGGCCAGGGUCGCGCGACCAAGACGCCACCUUCACCGCCACCGCCGACCCAGGGGCGACUCAGGGCAUCACGAUGGGCCUCGAUGCACCUACGCAGACCAUCAACCGGCCGCCGUCGGAGCCACCGGCCGAGCCCAAGCAGAAGGCGGCGAUCGCGCUGUCGCAGCUCCUCUUCGUCGUCGGCCACGUGGCUAUCAAACAGAUCGUGCACCUCGAACUGUGCGAGCUCGACUUCAAGCGGCGGAAGCAGGAGAAGGAGAAGGACGCGGCGGCUAAACCGGCCCCGCCGCGGCAGUCGGUAGGCCGCAGGGGCAAGACGGCGACGCCGGCGCCGGCGGCGGAGGAGGCGGGCGACGAGCUCGACCUGAUCGGCGGCACGACGGAGGACGACUUCACGGAGGCGAUGGCGCACAUCCGCGAGCAGGAGCUCCUGUUCGGGCCGCAGUCGCUGCUGGCGAACUUCGGGCCGCUGGCGGCGGAGGUGUGCUCGCGCAGCGACGUGUACCGGGACAAGAGCCUGCAGGCGGCGGCGACGCUGUGCCUGGCGAAGCUGAUGUGCGUGAGCAGCGAAUACUGCGAGGUGCACCUGCCGCUGCUGAUCACGAUCAUGGAGCGGUCGCCGGACGCGGCGGUGCGGUCGAACGUGGUGAUCGCGCUGGGGGACAUGGCGGUGUGCUUCAACCACCUGAUCGACGAGAACACGGACUUCCUGUACCGGCGGCUGGCGGACCAGGACCUGUCGGUGAAGCGGACGUGCCUGAUGACGCUGACCUUCCUCAUCCUCGCCGGCCAGGUCAAGGUCAAGGGCCAGCUCGGCGAGAUGGCCAAGUGCCUCGAGGACGAGGACAAGCGGAUCGCCGACCUCGCGCGCAUGUUCUUCACCGAGCUGAGCACCAAGGACAACGCCGUCUACAACCACUUCGUCGACAUGUUCAGCCUACUGUCGGCGGGCCAGAUGGAGGAGGAGCCGUUCCGGCGGAUCGUCAAGUUCCUGCUAGGCUUCGUCGAGAAAGACAAGCACGCGAAGCAGCUGGCAGAGAAGCUGGCGGCGCGGCUGACGCGAUGCGAGACGGAGCGGCAGUGGAACGACGUGGCGUUCGCGCUGGGGCUGCUGCAGCACAAGAACGAGGACAUCACCAAGAUCGUGAGCGAAGGGUUCCGCGUCGUGCACACGGCGGCGUGA